UACUUUUAGCAUAGAACGACAUCUGCAUGAGCAUAACAAACCUAAACAAUCUUUUAAUGUGUACAUAUCGUAUACACAUACAUAGUAAUCAUUUCGCGCCAGGAUCAUUUUCACGUCAAAGCGUCACACAGGAUCACAAAAUUAUAAUUAGUAAAAUAAGUAAACAAUUAGCAGGAAACAAAUAGUAUCGAAAUGUCUGCUUUGGAGGAAAUCACCAACUGUAAUGAUUCCGGAAUGUCUGCUACCGCUCAGCAGAAGGCUAUCGAAAAAGCUAAUCGGCAGCUUAAUCCGAUGGCCGAACACUCGGAGUUCUGUAAGUACGAUGUGACCGGAUGUGAGUUCGAUUUAUACUGCCGUCGCAAAGCCGACAUGGAGCCCAAAACGCUCAAAUGGGCUUUUAAACUGGCAGAGAAGAAUGUCGGUCCUCAGUACAAAAGCUGCAGCCUUGGAUGGCAGCCGAAAGUGAAACAAUCGGAUCUAAAUAAAGCCUGGGCUCGAUACCUGGUCGCUGUUGAUCGGAAGACCAGAAAACCAGCGGCCUAUUCGAUGUUUCGAUUUGAUUUGGACUACGGGCGGUGUGUUUUAUAUUGCUACGAAAUGCAGGUUGAAUCAGAGUACCAGAGAAAGGGGCUCGGAGGUUUCAUGAUGCGAGCACUGGAAAAGAUGGCCCAGCACUACGGAAUGGAACGGUUAGUUCUGACAGUACUGAAAAACAACGACGACGGUGUUAGGUUUUAUCAGAAGUUAGGCUAUGAUGUUGAUGAAACUUCACCUGAUAAAUCAGACAAUGCUGCUUAUGAGAUAUUGAGUAAAUCCAUGUUAUAAAUUUAACCAAAGUUGUGAAUUUUAUUCAAUUUUAAGCUUGACUGAAUAUUAUACAGG
Messenger RNA from Malaya genurostris, 882 nucleotides. It is a transcript of the gene Naa40, whose product is annotated as N-alpha-acetyltransferase 40. Gene Ontology annotation, molecular function: protein N-terminal-serine acetyltransferase activity; histone H4 acetyltransferase activity; histone H2A acetyltransferase activity. The record is from RefSeq and is a predicted model, not a curated record. The coding region runs from base 193 to 825 and encodes 210 amino acids. The transcript has 2 exons. NCBI's taxonomy places the organism in Eukaryota, Metazoa, Arthropoda, Insecta, Diptera, Culicidae. Gene Ontology annotation, cellular component: nucleus.